AUGAGGAGGAGAUCUGGUGAUAUCGAAGCAGAGAGUAGAGGGAAGAGGAAAGCUCCGGAGGGAGACGACAAUGGUAGAGUGAAGAGACGAUCAGUUCAGAGAAAGAAAAAGAAGAACACUCUUCCGAGAGACGCAAAUGGUAGAGUGAAGAGACGAUCGGCUCAGAGAAAGAAAAAGAAGAACCUCAGAGGAAUCUGUGGCUGUGUAUCACCUCGAUGCUCUGCUUAUACUUACCGUUCCAGCUUCUCAUGGUACUUUAUUCUCCUUUCUAGACUACACGCGAUUUCGAUUUUGUGA
Arabis nemorensis is the source of this 297-nucleotide messenger RNA. The record is from the annotation of a GenBank genome assembly. Lineage: Eukaryota; Viridiplantae; Streptophyta; Magnoliopsida; Brassicales; Brassicaceae.